This is a messenger RNA of Meloidogyne enterolobii, 737 nucleotides long. NCBI's taxonomy places the organism in Eukaryota, Metazoa, Nematoda, Chromadorea, Rhabditida, Meloidogynidae. The record is from the annotation of a GenBank genome assembly.
UUGUUUGGCGUUGUUUUGGCAGCAUUGGGAUCUGGAUUGGGAGAAAUAUGUUAUUUGGCAUUAAGCUCCCAUUAUUCCAAGUUUUUAGAUCUUUUACUCCUCUUAAUUUGAAUCUUAGAUCAACAAUAGCUUCUUGGUCCUCCGGCACGGGAGGUGCUGGAAUAGCCGGAGCUUCAGCAUAUGCAAUUCUAACUGAACCAAAAUUUUUUGAUAUGUCCCCAAGAAAUGCUUUAUUAGUUAUGCUUAUCGUUCCAAUAAUCUUUGCAAUAACUUAUUGGUCAUUAUUAACACCUGUAUUGACCGUUCACAGAAUUAAUUUUUUCAAAAUUUCAACGUGGAUUGUUCCUGUCCAAAAUAUUAAAGAAAAAGAAAAUCUAAAAAUUGAAGAAGAAGAAUAUGAUGGUAAAGCUUAUACACACAAUUUUACUUUUAAAGAUAAAUUAAAAAUAAUUUAUCCAUUGUUGAAAUAUAUGGUUCCACUCAGUUUUGUAUAUUUUGCUGAAUAUUUAAUUAACUCGGGAUUGCAUCAAUUAAUGCAUUUUGACUGUUCACACGGUUUUGGUUUAUCAUUAGAAAGCCAAUUUCGUUGGUAUAUGGCAUUAUAUCAAUCGGGCGUCUUCUUUUCUAGAACUUCUGUUGCUUUUUUAAAAUUAUCUUCAUCUGCAUUAUAUUUUCUUCCUUUUUUACAGGCUUGUAGAAAAAAUUAUAAAAUAAAAAAAAUAUUUUUUAGUGUUUAA